Messenger RNA from Arvicanthis niloticus (Nile rat), 1891 nucleotides. RefSeq names its product claudin 10 (gene Cldn10). Gene Ontology annotation, cellular component: membrane; bicellular tight junction. The record is from RefSeq and is a predicted model, not a curated record. NCBI's taxonomy places the organism in Eukaryota, Metazoa, Chordata, Mammalia, Rodentia, Muridae. Gene Ontology annotation, molecular function: structural molecule activity.
GCGGGGGUCGCCGCCGCGCGGACUGGGAACCAGCGUGAGCGCCGCGGUAGCCGGCAGCAUGGCUAGCACGGCCUUGGAAAUCAUCGCCUUCGUGGUCUCCAUCUCGGGCUGGGUGCUGGUGUCUUCCACACUGCCCACCGACUACUGGAAGGUCUCCACCAUCGACGGCACUGUCAUCACCACCGCCACUUAUUUUGCCAACCUGUGGAAGAUGUGCGUUACCGAUUCCACCGGUGUCGCCAACUGCAAGGACUUCCCCUCCAUGCUGGCGCUGGAUGGUUACAUCCAGGCAUGUAGAGGACUAAUGAUCGCUGCCGUCAGCCUGGGCUUUUUCGGUUCCAUUUUUGCACUCUUUGGAAUGAAGUGUACCAAAGUUGGAGGCUCAGACAAAGCCAAAGCCAAAAUUGCUUGCUUGGCUGGGAUUGUAUUCAUAUUGUCAGGUCUGUGUUCCAUGACAGGCUGUUCCCUGUAUGCAAACAAAAUCACAACAGAAUUCUUUGAUCCUCUCUUUAUGGAGCAAAAGUAUGAAUUAGGGGCUGCUCUCUUCAUCGGAUGGGCAGGAGCUUCUCUCUGCAUCAUUGGGGGCGUCAUAUUUUGCUUUUCAAUAUCCGACAACAACAAAACACCCAGAAUGGGCUACACAUACAACGGACCCACGUCGGUCAUGUCUUCUCGGACCAAGUAUCAAGGCGGAGAAGGAGACUUUAAAACCACGGGCCCGUCAAAACAGUUUGAUAAAAAUGCCUAUGUCUAAAGACAUGGCAAGCUGCGUCUCGAGUUCGUUGUGAAAGAGAACUGUUCUCACAAGGGUCCUUCCAAGGCUCUCCUGUAAUUACUGCUUGAGCUGUUUUUUAAAAUAUAAAUUUGAAGACUGUUGAUUGGAUGUAAAUGUUCUUAUAGUAUACACUAAUCAUUCUCUGUUGUGCCUUUCUAUAAGGGAAAUAAACAGGUUAUUUACAGGAUUUGUAUAUUUUAUAUGCAUAGAAGACAUAGAUACCCUUGGUUCAUAAGGCUCAGGAAAUGAUUGCCACUUUGAUCCUUAGUGCACUGAGAACUUCCCUCAUUCCAUCUGUAUAUUAAACAGAAGUGUUUGGACAACGGUGUCCUGUGAACGGGACAAGGGAUGGUCUGAGACUAUUCUUCAUCCAGAAUCCAAGUCAAACAGUUGCAGAAUUAUCUGCCAUGUAGUUGACUUCCAGUUUCUUAGUUCUGACUGUCAGGACUGUCAUUCAUCAAAGGGCUAGUGAGGCCAAGGUGCCUUUGCCCUGUAUGUGGCCCAUAAACCACACAGGCUUGUCUGACUGAGAGCACAUUACCACUGGCUGAGCGGGGUACUGGCGCGGCUGAAUCCAAAGCCAGCUAAGGAAGCUCUGGGGCCUGUGUGGGCCUGCCUCUCUCAUUUCCUGUGUCCCACGGGUCUGUACCCAGCAAUCACUAGGUCACUGAGACACUGGCCAUUUUUCAAGACAUGGAACUUGAUCAGGUGGUUUUGGAACAAAGAUGCAGGUGAAUUCCUGAGGCCAGCCCUGCAUGUCACUUAGCCACAAAGGCAGCAAUUGUUCCCACUAGCACACAGCGUAUAGGUCAGGGCACAUGUGCCCUUACAACCCCCUAUAACGGUGGGUGCUUUCAUUUUCCCGUGUGUGCAGUGAAGAAACGUAGAGUCGAGUCGAAUGAGUGACCCUGUAGUGACAGAGCCAGGACGUGAGCUCGUCUAGGGUAAAGUACAUGGUUUCAAGUUGUAAGAAUUGGUACUUCUGUCAUAUGCUAUAAAUCGCCCAGAAUGAGUCACAUGAUUGAUUACAUGACUUUUCCAGAGGGUAAAAGACUGAAAGGGAAAAAAAAAAAUUGUUUGCAGGUACUCAAUGGAAAGAAAAGGAAACUUUUUUUU